GCUUUCUGUUAGAUAAAAAAAUUGGAGUGAAUCAACCAAAGCGAAUUGAAAAUGCCAAAAUUCUUAUUGCAAAUACUGGGAUGGAUACAGACAAGAUAAAGAUAUUUGGUUCCCGGGUAAGAGUGGAUUCUACAGCAAAGGUUGCAGAGAUAGAACAUGCAGAAAAGGAAAAAAUGAAGGAGAAAGUUGAACGUAUUCUUAAGCAUGGAAUAAAUUGUUUUAUUAACAGGCAGUUAAUUUAUAAUUAUCCUGAACAGCUCUUUGGUGCUGCUGGUGUCAUGGCAAUUGAGCAUGCAGAUUUUGCAGGUGUGGAACGCCUAGCUCUUGUCACAGGUAUGGAAAAAAAGAAGAAUUUCUUAAAAAUGUAGUUAUUGAGAUUUAUG
Messenger RNA from Octodon degus (degu), 383 nucleotides. RefSeq names its product T-complex protein 1 subunit beta-like. Gene Ontology annotation, molecular function: ATP binding; ATP-dependent protein folding chaperone. The annotation marks the transcript as partial. NCBI's taxonomy places the organism in Eukaryota, Metazoa, Chordata, Mammalia, Rodentia, Octodontidae. The record is from RefSeq and is a predicted model, not a curated record. The transcript has 3 exons. Gene Ontology annotation, cellular component: chaperonin-containing T-complex. Gene Ontology annotation, biological process: protein folding.